Molecule: messenger RNA, 2274 nt
Organism: Cryphonectria parasitica EP155
Lineage: Eukaryota; Fungi; Ascomycota; Sordariomycetes; Diaporthales; Cryphonectriaceae
Exons: 5
Coding region: 1-1734 (577 amino acids)
Source: RefSeq, a predicted model, not a curated record
AUGCCUGCCCCCGCGCCUCCUCCUUCCCUUCUGUCCUCCGUCCUCCUCGCUCUCUUUUCUCUGGCUUUACAGACCAACACCAUAACCACCUCUGACCCUAUAUCACAAAAGCUUUUUGCCUGCGACAUCGCUGCGUACAGUGAUGCCGAGCUCGAUCGGUAUCUGGAAGGACAGCGUCUCUCCAGCGGCGUGAGGCUCGUCGAGGUCGAGGACCCCGAGAACCUGCCGGGAAGCUUCAUCCAGCGGCUGAGAGAUCGGGCACAACACACCAGCAAUGCGGCACAGUCCUGCCCGGUCGACCCUGCCCAGCUCUCGGCGCGGCUGCUCGACAUCUCUUCCGACAACACUACAUCGUCGCGUCCCCGCCGCCCGCCGCCCGACCCCGAGAGCCCUAACCGCACCCUGAUGCCCACACCCCGAGAUGAGCGCGAGAGGCAGGACUACAUGGACCUUGUCCAGGAGGGCGGCCGUCCUCUCUACGCCAUUGACCUGAUCAACAAGGUUGCUGAAAACCCGUCUUCAUACGAGCAUCUCUGGAAACUUGGCGGGAGUUCCGCUGCUAGCAACACCUCAACAGGGGCUACCGCGCUAGCUCGAUCCCUCCUAUGGGAGAACUACUGGCAUGGGUACGACGCGGCAUGGGAGACGCUCGUGCGCUCGGGCAUGCUGAGGCCGUUCGAGACCGAGGAGUAUAUAUGCGAGUUCAAAUCUGUGUUUCAGCGCCAGCACGAAGAAGACCAGGCUGCGCAAGCUCUCAGAUCAGCCAGGUCGGCUGCUGAAGAUGUUCCGAGGCGGGCGCGCGGGGACAGCAGCAGCUCUCGCCACACCUCGGCAGCGCGCAUGCAGAGAAUGGAGGCGGCCAGGUCGAGGCUCGAAGCAGCAGAAGAGGCAUUAGCGCUGAUCAAGAGGCGGAACGACCUUAUUGGGGAAUUCAAGAGAGCGACAGAGGAUUACUGUAUAGAAAAGAGAGAGAUGGGGCAUGAUCGUAUCCGGAUGCAAUGGGUCCUGGACCAAGUCCCGCUCGUCGAGGCUGAGCUGAACGGCGCUAGGCCUGCGGGCGGGACCGAGGCGACUCGGAACCACGACGACCACGACGACGAUGGCGACGACGAGGCUGCGUAUGACCAAACGACCAAGAGACAGAGACGGGAAAGGAUCAAAAGGCAGAAACGAGAUGCUGGCGAGCCUGGCCCGACGCCAGGAGCGAGACCAAAGCGCAGCCGAGAGGAUGCUGCUGAUAACAGACUGUCCCUCAAGCGGCUAAAACGCCGCAGCGGCGACGGCGACAGCCUGGGCUCGCAUGGGGAGAUGGCCGGCGGUGCUGGCACGGGUGCAGCUGGGGGCCCUCAGGGGCCGGAGGCUGUCGAGGCCGGCUACGAACACGCCGCAGGAGCGAUAGAAAGGCCAGCUCCGAAGGGGAGCAAGCACCCCAGCGGUCAUCCACAGCAGACAGGGAGCCCGAGACACGCCUCUCGGCCCCGGACGACCAGCCAGCUGCCCCGCCGCAGUGCUCGGAUUGCCGCCCGCCGGGAGGCGCUGCAGGCUGCUCCCGCUCCACCCAGCGCCUCCCGAGGCCCACCCCAAGGCUCGCGCCGGAGGCUGGCGCAGGCACCACCAGCGCCUACAGCAGCCGCAGGGGGCCGCCAAGACCACCGUGCGAGGCUUCCGCCGACCAAGACCAGGAGGCAGGGCGCAAGAGGGGGUGGCAGGCGUGCCGCAGCAGAGGUCAGGUGAAUACGAGAAAACCAAUGAGAUAUGGAACAAGGGGGAGAGAAAUAUAGUGAACCAGAACUCGGGCGCUGUGUGCAUUAAAAAUACAUCUGAGCAGUAGGGGCGCUGUUGACCAAGACAUGCCUGUGCAGAGAUGCAACAACAGACAGAGGCCAAUGUGGCAUAGGGUCAAGGUGAAAUAUCUGCUCUAUACCUGUCCAGGUGGCCCAAAAACAGAAAGGCCUGAGUCCACUUGUUUCCAAGGAGGGGCUCGCCCUGGACCUCGAAGAUUUUCUGUGCAAAGAACCUUAGUUCUGAGUGGCUUGGUGGAAGCCUUAGGCUUUGCUGGAGGAGGAUCCAUUCAACUAGCUUUCUUUCUUGAGCAAUGGAGAGUCUCUGAUUAUGAUAUUAUCAAAGAUGGAAAUUGAGGAAAUAAAUUGGCGCUCUCAAGAAAGCGGAUCUUUUGAGCAGCAGAUGCGGUUUGUGAGCUGCUGAUAUCGGAGCCAUGGAUGACAGUGCGGAUAUAGAUGUUAUAGAAAUGGUAGGUAGGAUUCAGAUUCUGGG